Molecule: messenger RNA, 762 nt
Organism: Babesia bigemina
Lineage: Eukaryota; Apicomplexa; Aconoidasida; Piroplasmida; Babesiidae
Exons: 1
Coding region: 1-762 (253 amino acids)
Source: RefSeq, a predicted model, not a curated record
AUGGUGUACAGUUCGUUGAAAGGAAUCCCUCGUGACUUCAGGGAGGGUGUUGACUGGAUUCUGGCCUUGAAGGGAUCGCAUCCUGAUGUGACCCUGGGUAUGUUGGCUGACGCAGUUCACCGUCUGCUUGUACGCCACCCUGUGGGCUACACGGAGAUUCCAGCUCUUGAGAAGGUAAAGAGUGUUGCGCAGAAGUUCUUCGAGCAGAAGAGCUUUAAGCACGACCCUUUCGCAGAAAUGCUGUUGAAACGCUACAAUGCGCGCAUGCCUAAGGACCCUAUGGGCCUCGCUAAAUCCUUAAAGUUCUACCUGGAAAGCGAUUACAGGAAUGUCAUUGCGGCCCAUGAUGUUAGACCCCAGCGCAUCGCAGGCAGAUUGCGCAGGGUUGCGGAUGCUUGUGAGAGGUUCUUGAAUGACAUCAAAAGCGCCGACAGCUACAGGUCUACCUACACCUCAAGGGCCACGUGGGAUGUAUCAUGCGCGAAAGACCCGGAAACUUGCGCAGCUAUUUUCGUGGGAAUUGCACCUAUGCUAUUCACUGGUCUGCUCUAUUUGAUGGAGGCUGACGAAUAUGCGAGCCGUGUAGAGCGUAAUUACGAGGUGGAGAAGCAGUUGGAAGAUCUGCUUAGGUCUCUGGGUUACGGCAAGCCUGAAUGCAAAGAUCGCAUUGACGGUCCGCUGUUCACCGUGGCGGUGCGCGAUAUUAAUGACACUAUAUUGGACACUCUCUACGACCUCGCUGGUUUCUGGGCGUUCUAUUGA